This is a messenger RNA of Brassicogethes aeneus, 1205 nucleotides long. The record is from the annotation of a GenBank genome assembly. NCBI's taxonomy places the organism in Eukaryota, Metazoa, Arthropoda, Insecta, Coleoptera, Nitidulidae.
UCUACACCCCAUCUCUAUAGGGUGGUUUUGUUGCUUUCAACAAAUUUUGUGUUUAUAUCAAGGAUGAAUUGUUUUGGGGAAUGUAUGGACCUGGGUCCUCCACCUGACAGCAUACUAUUUUUGCCCCCUCCCCCAUUGCCAGCGUUUUUACAACAGUCUUUGCCCGAUUUACUGUUAAACACCACCCCAUGUUUACCUGCACAAUUAUGCGAGUCGUCGCCAAUUGUAUCAAAUAAAAUUCCGGAGACGUAUGGGGAUUACAUAGAACUGCCCAGAAAAGAUUUUGAAUCCUGGACUGGUUCUGGAAUUAAUGAUACCUGGUUGUUGGUAUUAGUAGCUUCAUCCAUUGGUGUUCUUUUAUUGGGGGCUUUAUUAGCAAUGUUUUUACUGAAAUGUAGAGAGAUGAACUUGUUUGGAAGCAGCGAUUGCUCGAUGCACAGCCGGCAAAUUAAACACUCAGAACCCCGCGACUGCGCCAGCGUCACAAAUAUAAACAGCAAUAAGCUGAUCCAUCCAUCCGAAGCUGUGUUGUACCACGGCCUGCCCAACCUAACCGAUAACAGAAUGGUGUGGGCCGCUCUGACACCCCACGGUACCCAACACUUUAUUUCAGAAAACUACCCGAGAGAUCUGAUCGAUUACGGCGAACCGGAAGAUCAUUACGAAACGAUCGAUAACAUGAACAUUCCGGUCAAGCCGGAGCUCCCCGGUGCCUAUCACACGUUUCAAAAAGGUUUGACAUUGAAAUUAUAUCCCGAGAAAUCGAGUUUUGAUAAUUCUGGGUUCGUAGAUUACGACUACGAGGACCCAGCUCCCUUGAUCGAAACGUACCAAUUGAACACCAUGGAAAACGACGGUUAUCAAAUUAUCGAUAAUUCGGACAUGAGGUGCGCCAGCUUAGGUGGCGGUACCUUAAGACGAGGCCUCCCCGCCCCCUUUAGACCUAGAGUUUCGUCGCCCACUAGAAUCGAGCACCCCAAUUUACCCCCGCUUAAUCUAAACCCGCAUAAUAGCAAUACCUUUAAGAGAAACGGCACCUUAAGUUAUAAGACCAUAGAGCAUGGCACACUGCCCAAAUAUGGCGGUUGUUAAGUGUCCAAAAAGCUUUAACCUGUAUGCAACACUAUAUCGUAUAAGUAUACUAACCUAUUUAUCAAACAUACUCUGAAUGUUUUUAUAUUUAUUAGUUAUUUUUUGUAUUUAUC